Angiostrongylus costaricensis is the source of this 204-nucleotide messenger RNA. NCBI's taxonomy places the organism in Eukaryota, Metazoa, Nematoda, Chromadorea, Rhabditida, Metastrongylidae. The record is from the annotation of a GenBank genome assembly.
AUGAUGUUGAUGAUGAUGAUGAUGAUGAUGAUGAUGAUGAUGAUGAUGAUGGUGGGAGAAGAAGAUGAGAUGAAGAGGAAGAAGAAAAAAGGAAGAAAACACAAGAAGAAGGAAAAAGAAGAAGAUGAGAAGAUGAAAAAAAGAAGAGGAAGAAAGAAAAGGAAAGAAGAAGAAAAGGAAGAGGAAGAAGAACAAACAGGAUGA